AUGGAUAUCUCCCAUCAUCUGAUGGACGGUGGCGUCGUGGACACCACAGAGAUGGACACUUUUGUGCUGGACGCGCAAACCAAACAUCACAACUUAUCAAAUGGACAGCACCCUGCCGUAACUAGAUCGCCUUCCUUCCGGCAAGAAGUCAUCCCAUUGGCUCAAAAAGGCAUGGACCAUCUUCCAUACUCGACGUCUCAGACUGGCCUGGUCUACGACGUGCGAAUGCGCUUCCAUGUCGAGGUGCGCCCAGAAGUUAACCAAGGUGUACAUCCGGAAGAUCCCAGGCGAAUCUACGCGAUAUACAAGGAGCUAGUCGACGCGGGCUUGGUUGACGAUCCUAACACGGUCAACAUAGCGCCAUCUGUCCUGGCGAGAAUACCCACCCGAUUUGUAACGAAACAAGAAGUAUGCGCGGUACACACGGAGCGACACUACGACUGGGUUAUCAGUCUAGAGGAGUGGGAUAACGACCUUCUCCAUGACGCUGGCCAACAGAUGGACAGUAUUUACCUGUCUAAGAACUCUCCAAUGUGUGCAAGAUUAUCAGCGGGAGGUGCGAUAGAAGCAUGUCGAGGAAUUCUGAACGGCCAUGUCAAGAACGCCGUGGCGGUUAUCCGUCCUCCUGGACAUCACGCGGAGCACGAUGAACCAAUGGGAUUCUGUCUCUUCAACAAUGUGCCUAUCGCGGUCAAGGCUUGUCAGAGUGAGUUCGGAGACAAAUGCCGCAAGGUUCUCAUCCUUGAUUGGGAUGUACAUCAUGGCAAUGGCGUGCAACAGGCCUUCUACAACGACCCCAAUGUGCUUUACAUCUCUCUUCAUGUCCAUCAAGGAGGUAAAUUCUACCCCGCUGGACCCGCAGGAGACCAUCUGCAUUGCGGCGAAGGAGCCGGCCUCGGAAAGAACAUCAACAUUCCGUGGAGGACAGCUGGCAUGACAGAUGCCGACUACCUUCUNGCAUUUCAAAGGAUUGUCAUGCCCAUUGCACAAGACUUCGACCCCGAUCUAGUGGUCGUUUCUGCUGGGUUCGAUGCUGCGGAGGGCGACAUGUUGGGCAAAUGCCAUGUCUCACCUGCUGGCUAUGGCCAUAUGACACGCAUGCUCAUGUCGCUGGCUAACGGAAAAGUUGCUGUGUGUCUCGAAGGAGGAUACAACCUUCGAUCCAUCGCGAUCUCCGCCCUUGCAGUCACUCGUACGUUGAUGGGCGAGCCGCCUGGCAGAGUUGUCACCACAGUGCCGACACCCUCUGGCGUGGACACGGUCGAAGAAGUUCUUCGCCAGCAAGCAAAUUACUGGCCGUGUCUGUUUCCCAANAACCCCUCUCAACGACUCAAGAAAUUGGGAAGCGAGAGAAUGCACGACAUCGUCAGAGAUUAUCAAGCUGCGUGGCUCUGGGAGAACCUUGGGAUGACGAAUUUAUUCAUCGCGCACAGCAAAGCAUCAAGAAGCUUCAAGAACCAGGUGUUGGCAACAGGAAUUGCUGUCAUCGACAUAAACAUCCCCAAACAUGUCACGGAGGUCGAAGAAAAUCACGAGUUCGCUGCUGAAGCAAACCCACAAGAGAAAAGCGACGAGACGGAGUUGCUCGCGAAAUACUUGUGGGACAACUACAUCGACGAAUCAAGCCAGAUCUUCUUCAUGGGCAUCGGUCAAGCCUACUCAAGCCUGGUCAGCUUUUUGAAGAAGAAUGAUAGAUGCAGAGACAGGCUUUGCAAGAUCAUCGGCUUCAUAUCCGAUUCGUGCGGUCUGCCAUCCUACAGAUCCACAACAGACGACUUNUUGGAUCGGUGGUACAAGGAGACGUCGAGAAUCUUCGUGGCUGAAGAUCACUAUGUGUGGGAGAGGAACAAGACGAAGCAACCAUCUAAGAAAUGGGGCUCGUUGCAGAAAAGCGACCACAACGACAUGCAAGAGAUGCUUGCGUACCAUCACAAGGAAGUCACGGGUAUGCUGGAUGUCGAGAUCCAGCACUGGCAGCAGCGGCAGUCGUCAGACGCACCGGUAGCAGGCGCCAGUGAAGGAGAGAUGUAG
Molecule: messenger RNA, 2031 nt
Organism: Aureobasidium vineae
Lineage: Eukaryota; Fungi; Ascomycota; Dothideomycetes; Dothideales; Saccotheciaceae
Source: the annotation of a GenBank genome assembly